Mucor mucedo is the source of this 1580-nucleotide messenger RNA. RefSeq lists its product as uncharacterized. Gene Ontology annotation, cellular component: nucleus. NCBI's taxonomy places the organism in Eukaryota, Fungi, Mucoromycota, Mucoromycetes, Mucorales, Mucoraceae. Bases 126 to 1418 code for a protein of 430 amino acids. The record is from RefSeq and is a predicted model, not a curated record. The transcript has a single exon.
CCAAAAACUCUUUUUUUUUCCUCUUUUUAUACAUAGUAUACCCUCUUUUUUUUUUUAAAGGAAAAAAAAGCUACUUUUUCAUUUCUCUAUUAUAUAUAUCGCAUCCAUCUUCAUUCGCACCAACUAUGACUUACUCCAAUCUUAACAUGAAUGAUAUUAAUGAUCUUUUGUUCCCACAAAACGAUAUUAUUAAUCACAACAAAAACUCCAAAGCUGAUGAAUUCAAUUUCACACAAGUCUGGGGAGAAAUAGAUGGUGAGUACAAUCAAGUUUCUGAAUUUGUAGAAGCGUGUAAACUGAUCGUCUCAAUGAAUGCUAUAGCUGCAUCUAUUGCUCUUAACGAACAAAACAUUUCUUCUUCUUCUUCAAUCGAAGAAAAUUCUUUAGCUGCAUUUAUUGGUGAUAUCACCCCCGCUGCUGCUGCCGUAGCUGUUGCUGCUGCUGCUGUUGGGGAAUCACCCAUGAUGGAUACCCCAUUUUUAGAUUCUUGUAUGGGCACACCAUUUACGCCUGCGUCGGUGUUUACGCCUAGCUUGGCUCAAUUCCAUCAUUCCCCUUAUUAUUCACCUUACAUGGAUAACUCCUUUAAUAUCACAGAUUGCAUGCAAGACGAUAUUCAAGUGUCUAGCUAUAUUAAAUCAUCCAAUCUAUCAUGGCAAACUCCCGCUGCUGUUACCGCCGAUUUAUUCGCAAACACCAUCUCAUCUACCGAUGUCUCACCAGAGUUACUAAAUUCUCUUGAUACCUUUAAUGGUGACCCUACACAACUAUUAUUAGCCUCUAUGGAUAAUAAUAAUAAUAAUGACAACAACAUUAGCAACAAUAACAACAACAACAAUACGAUCACAGACGAUUCUGAGGAUCCUCUUUUCCCUCCUUUACCUACUGACCAACUUACCUAUGAACCCACUAUGAUCCAUAACGACACAAAUCAUGAAUUAUUUACAACAGAAGACUUUGAAGCCAAUAACUUUUUAAACGAUUGUUUCGAUGAUACCUUCUUCCCUAUGCAACCUCAAGAACAAGCCAUGCCUGAACCAGUGCAAGAAAUCAAGCCCGUGGUGACCAAGACAAACAAUAAACGCAAGAAUGACGGUGACUGCAGCAAGAAGAACAAACGAUUCAAGGCCACCAACAAUGAAGAACAACGCAAAUUCGAAUGUGAUAUCUGCCAUGCGGUGUUUAACCGUCGUUAUAAUUUGGGUACACAUAUCAAAGUGCAUAGCCCUACCCGAGUGAAGGACUUUGAUUGCCACUUAUGUAAAAAAGCAUUUGAUCGUAAACAUGAUUUAACCAGACAUGUAGCUACCGUGCAUAAUGGGGAACGUGCUUACAGCUGUACACAAUGUACCUCUACCUUCAGCAGAAAAGACGCUCUCGUAAGACAUCAAGUCCAAAAACAUCAACCCAAACCUUGAAUUUUCAAGUUUGUUUUAUGUCCAAAAUCCAUGUAAAUUAUAUAUCCCCCCCCCCCUUCAUAGUUAAUUUUUUUUUUUCCCUCAAACAACACACACACAAAGAAAAUUACAUGUAAUAAAUUAUUUCUUUAUAUCAGCUUUUCUGAUACAACAACAUACAAA